UUUACAGCUUUCAUUGAAGCAGCGUUGUUUAGUUUUUGAGAGGCGCCAGUGUUUUAUGGACGUUAUAUUCACUAGCGGAACGACGGCGUGACGUGUCUGUGCACAUAAAUUGGAUUAGCGCGGUGUAAAACCACCUGGGUGUGGAGCUGCUUCGUUAGCUGUGCUAACAGGUUGUUAGCAUUAUUUCGCAGAUAAGUGGAUUUCUAACUCUGACAAGCUUCCAGACAAACGUCAACUACACGACCAACUACCCACGACCACGGGAAAUGUGGUAGACUUGCUCGAGUGCUGUUGUUGAGUAUUUUGGUUUAUUUGUUCAGUUAUAGCGUUUAUUUUGUAGUGACAGUCGUUUUAAAACAUGGAUAGCUGUGGACAGCACACUGAUUUCACUGGACGUGAAAGUAAAUCUCAAAAGAAGAAGGGCAUUUCAUCCCACCACAGCACCGCCUGCUAUGAUGGAGAACGUAAACCAAAGUUUCACUUAAACUUUAGAAAUCUCACAGAUGAUAUGCUGGACCGAUUUGCCAGUAUUCGGAUACCAGGCAGCAAAAAGGAGCGCCCACCCUUAUCACAUGGUAAACACAGCUCUGGUGAUUGGUCCCUUUCUUCAGCCUCCACAUCACCUCAGCUUGAGGAGCUUUCAUCAAAGAUUACAUCAGAAAAAGAGAUCCUGGCUCUGUUUGAAAAGAUGAUGGAGGACAUGAAUUUGAAUGAAGAAAGAAAAGCUCCUUUGAGAGAAAAAGACCUCAACAUGAAGAGAGAAAUGGUCAUCCAGUAUAUUUUUACUGCCUCUAAAACGGGUAGCUUGAGAAGCAGCUACCAGAUAUCCCCCCAGGAGUUCCUGGCAGAACUUAAGUCAGGAGUCAUGGAAGAACGUCUGUUUGCCUGUCUCGACUCAUUGCGAGUGUCUCUUACAAGCAACCCUGUCAGUUGGGUGCAGAGCUUCGGGCAUGAGGGUCUUGGACUGUUGCUGGACAUAUUGGAGAGGCUUCUGUUCAGAAAACAACAAGAGAAGAUUGAUAGAAAGAAUCAACAUAAAGUUAUCCAGUGUCUUAAAGCCUUCAUGAACAAUAAGUAUGGCUUGGAGCGAAUACUUGGGGAGGAGAAGAGUCUUGCCUUACUGGCCAGAGCCAUUGAUCCCACCCAAUCUGCCAUGAUGACUGAUGUUGUAAAAUUACUGUCAGCCAUCUGCAUUGUGGGAGAAGAGAAUAUUUUGGAGAAGGUCCUUGAAGCCAUUACCACAGCUGGGGAUUGGCAGGUUGUUGAGAGGUUUAGUCCCAUUGUUCAGGGGUUACGCGAUCACUCAGUUCAGUUACAAGUGGCAUGUAUGCAGCUCAUCAAUGCCCUGGUAACAUCUCCUGAUGAGCUGGACUUCAGGCUUCACAUCAGGAAUGAAUUUAUGCGCUGUGGGCUGAAAGAGAUACUGCCACAACUCAUCAUCAUCAGGAAUGAGGCUCUUAACAUUCAGCUAAAGGUGUUUGAUGAGCACAAAGAGGAGGACAUGUUGGAGUUUUCUCACAGAUUGGAGGACAUCAAGAGCGAGCUGGAUGAUGCAGAGGACGUGUUUAAUAUUGUGCAGAGCAUGGUGAAGGACACCAGUGCAGAACCCUAUUUUCUUUCUGUGCUGCAGCACCUCAUGCUUAUACGCAAUGACUACUUUGUCAGGCCUCAGUACUUUAAGAUCAUUGAGGAGUGUGUUUCUCAAAUUGUUCUACACCGUGAUGGGACUGAUCCGGACUUCAGUUACCGCAAGCGUUUAGAUGUGGACUUCAGACAUCUUAUUGAAGUGUGUGUGGAUAAAGCUCGGCUUGACGAGUACGAGCAAAGAGCUUCAGAACUGGCACAGAAGUUUGAUGAAGAAUUUCUACGCAGACAAGAGGCACAAGCCCAGCUUGUUAAGUGUGAAGAAAAUAUUGCAGAGCUCCAAGUAGAGCUUCAGGCCUUCAGAUCCCAGUUUGGAGCUGUAAGUGUCACUGUACCCCAUGCCCCAACCGGACAAACUAAGACAUCAGCACCUCCACAGCCUAGAUCAGGUCCUGGAGUGGCAGCACUACCUCCUCCUCCACCACCACCACCAUUGCCUGGCUGUCCUGCUCCACCUCCUCCACCUGGGCCGCCUCCUCCAUUUGGUGCCCCUCCUCCAGGGUUUGGAGGUUGUGCGAGCUCCCCCACCCAACAGCCACUGCCUUACGGCAUCAGGCCCAAGAAGGAAUUCAAACCUGACAUUUCAAUGAAGCGUCUCAACUGGUCUAAGAUUCGUCCCCAAGAAAUGUUGGAGGGCUGUUUCUGGGUCAUCGCUGAUGAGGACAGAUAUGCAAAACCAGAGCUGCUCAGCAGGCUGGCUGUCACCUUUGCAUCACAAAGAACAGUCUCCUCUUCUUCUUUGCAGAUGGGCAGUGUAAAGCGGCUGCGUCCUCGCCUCAGUCACAUCCUCUUCAGGCUGCAGUUUGAGGAGCAAGUGAACAAUUUACGGCCAGACAUCCUGGCUGUUGAUGCUGCCUGCGAUGAAGUCAAGAAGAGUCGCGCCUUUGGUCAACUACUUGAACUGGUGCUACUUCUGGGAAACUACAUGAAUACUGGCUCUCGAAAUGCUCUUUCUUAUGGCUUCGACUUGAGUUCCCUCUGCAAGUUGAAGGAUACCAAGUCAGCGGACCAGAAGACCACACUGCUCCUUUUCCUAGCACAGGUGUGUGAGGAGGACUACCCACAUGUAAUCAAAUUUGUUGAUGAUUUUGAACAUGUGGACCAAGCCAGCAGAGUGUCUGCAGAGAAUCUUGAGAAGAGCCUCAGGCAGAUGGAGAGGCAGCUGCUACAGCUGGAGAGAGACCUGGAGACUUUUUCCUCCCCUGAUGACCCCAGUGACAUGUUUUUCACCAAAAUGGCUAGCUUCUGGCAGAGUGCACGAGAGCAGUAUGGGAAGCUGGUCAUUAUGCACAACAACAUGGAGACACUGUAUCAGAACCUUUUAGAGUACUUUGCUGUUGACCCCAAGAAGACCUCUGUGGAAGAACUGUUCACUGAUCUCAGCAACUUCCGCACCAUGUUCAUUCAAGCGCUGAAGGAGAACCUCAGGCGGAGAGAAUCUGAGGAGAAACAGAGGAGAGCAUGGGCAGCAAAGGAGAAAGCUGAGCGUGAAAAACUGGAGAGACAUCAGAAAAAGAGAAAGCUCCUGGAAGUCAGUGCAGAGAAUGACGAGACAGGAGUGAUGGAUUGUUUGCUGGAAGCCCUACAGUCAGGAGCUGCAUUCAGAGAUCGCAGAAAGAGAGCACCACGACCCAAAGAAAACCAACAAAAGACCCUCAGCCCCAGCUCCUUCCGCCAGGUUCUGAGGCCUGUUAACCACGAAAACAAGGUGCCUUUACAAACGUCUCGCUCCCGGCAGAAAGCAAAUGUGGAUUCACUGGUUUCAAAGCCAUCCCAUGUGAAGGAGACCCAUUAUGAGACCGAAGCACAUCAGUCUGCUGCCUGUUUGGAGUCAGACCGUAGGUGCAAACGCUCCCCGGUUCGCAGCUCCGGGCAGGAGAAGAGAGUUGCAAAGGAGGAGAUGGCCAAAGUGAGCGAGAAAGAGAUGAAGUUUGAAACUCCGACUGACUCUGCAGUCAGCAGCUGUAGUGCUAACGGGGAGGCUGACCUCGAAACUCUGUUGGCCAAACUCAGAGCUCUGUGAAAUAAGACACGUUCAUUUUACGCUCAUACACCAAGUAAAUCAAUACGUACAAAUGAAACAUUGAUAAGGAAACACAUUAGUUUGUUUUGUGAAAAUCUGCAAUUUACUGAACACUGUAAAGUCCAUUCUGUCGCUUAUGGACAUGUUUAAAGUCAAAUGAAGUUUAGAAUAUCGUCAGCAUCCUAAAGUUCAAAAGAGAUCUUUAAUAUCUGAACCAGACACUGUCAAAAAUAUGGAUAUGAUUGAGGAAACCACAUAAUGGUAUGUCACAUAACCCAUAGUAUUGUCUUGUUCUACAGUUAAUGCAACCUGCAUAAUUGUACAGACUUUUGUUGAAGUUCAGCUUUUGAAAAUUCUUUUUUGAUUGCUCACAUGAGGAUGAACCCUACUUGUUGAACGAGAGGUGAGACCACUUUGAGUGGACAGUAAAGUUUUGUUGUACACAGACAUACUGACUGCUUUUGUAUCCUGUAGUUUGCAGCCAGUAAAACUGAAAGGGAUCAUUUGAUACUGUCAUUGUAUCUUAAUUUGUCUUCUUGAUUUAGUUUUUCAUUGACAAUUAUUAUUUCCAUGCAUUUUAAUAGCCACACCUAUUACAGCUUAUAUAUACAUUCAUUAUUGUUGUAUUGUUUUCCCUCAUUCUUUCCCCUCUUCCAGUUUUCUGUCCUCACGGUGAGAUGUUUUUUGUGUUUGUGUGGUUGUAUUUUGUGUCUUCUAUAAAAAUGUCUCUAAUAUAUAAAUACUAUGAAUAAAUCAAUGCAUUAUAAUUGUUUUAAAAGUUGGUAUUGUAUGAUGAUGUUGGAGGUAUUAGGUUGUCAUUGUUGGUGGACGACCAGAGGAGGUUGUGUGAUGAAUCUGUGCUCCCAGACCAAACCUAAUCUGGUAAAUAAUGAAAACUACACCAAAUAACAAGGAUGAAAAAGGUGACGAGGUUUGUCACAAUAAUAUGUGAUGUA
Molecule: messenger RNA, 4623 nt
Organism: Thalassophryne amazonica
Lineage: Eukaryota; Metazoa; Chordata; Actinopteri; Batrachoidiformes; Batrachoididae
Product: protein diaphanous homolog 3-like
Exons: 25
Coding region: 359-3667 (1102 amino acids)
Biological process (GO): actin filament polymerization; actin cytoskeleton organization
Cellular component (GO): cytoplasm; actin filament
Molecular function (GO): small GTPase binding; actin binding; microtubule binding
Source: RefSeq, a predicted model, not a curated record